Molecule: messenger RNA, 1293 nt
Organism: Paramecium tetraurelia
Lineage: Eukaryota; Ciliophora; Oligohymenophorea; Peniculida; Parameciidae
Exons: 1
Source: RefSeq, a predicted model, not a curated record
AUGAGUAGAGAAAAUGCAAUCUAAUAUCGAUCUCCAUAAUAAAUACCAUCUUCGAAGAAACCAAACAUAGAAAAUUUUCCACCCCAAAGAAAUACUAAUGAAUUUAUUAAAUAGAUGAAAAAAAGAGUAGAUCAAGCUCCUCUAAGUGUUAUGACCUAAAAUUCUUAAAUUAAGGAUGCACAAUCCAUUUUCAUUGAUAUGUCAAGGAUUGAAUAAUAAUCCAGCAACUCAAAUAACAGUUUUUAUCACCCCUUAAAAUAACCAGUAUUGCCAUAAUGCCAUAGGUCAAAUCAACCUUCUAAUUGCACUACAUAACGAACAAAUAGGUAUGAUAUGCAGAGGAAUAGUAAACCUUAUUUAGAUUAAAGUGAAAAUAUGGGAUUGCUGUUGGUUUAAUAACAAAUGUUAUCUUUGUAAAAUGAGAACAUGAUUUUAAAAUAACAAUUAGAAAAACAAGAAAGUUAAAGAUUACUGUUUUAAUAGUAAUUGCUUUAACAAUUCUAGACUUAGCAAUAACAACAAUAGCAACAACCCAUUGUUAUAAAUAAUAAUAUAACGUCCUCUGAAAAGCAAUAAUAAUAAUCAAAGUCUAUUCCUCCUCAACAGUAUUAGGAUGAAACAAAGUCUCCACCUAAAAGAAUUUAGGGUAAAAAAUAGCAAUCUCAAGGUAUUUAGACUGAUAAAUCAGUUUAAGAUUAAUCAAUCAUCACCAUAAACGAAUCCUUUUAAAAUGAAUCUUUGUGUAAUAAAUCAAAAUAAAUUAUUUCAUAAUAAUCAUUAAUCAGACCUCCUUAGUAAUAAAAAUAAAGUAUGGAGUCUUUAACAUUUGGUACUUAACUAUCUUAAAGAAAUCUAAUUUCUUAAUAAUCAUAAUAAUAAUUAUAGAUCUAAACUUAUAAUUCCUAAAGUAAAAAUUAAAGCUUUCAAUAAAUUAAUUAAGAUUCUAUUGAAUUAUAAAGAGAAAACACAUAGAAAGAUUGUUAAAUUCAAAAUAGAAAUGAUACUUCAAGAAAACAUUCUUAAUUUGAUAUCAUUAAUUCAUCUGCUUAAUAAGAUCAAAGUUAUAUUGUACAUAAUCCAGAAAUACCCAAAAAAUCACAGCCAAGUGUAAAAUUAGAAUUUAAUUUUGAUGAAGGAACAAAUAAUGGGUCGAAUAAAAAAUGUCUAGCUGAUUAUAGAUUAAUAUUUUAUAGAAUCUAUUGUAUUUCACUUAAAGAAAGAAAACAAAUAAUUUUGAAAGGAGAGUCUCAGUCCAAGCCCCUAUAUAAGAGGAAGAUUAGAGCUGGAUUGUGA